Messenger RNA from Ricinus communis (castor bean), 2604 nucleotides. RefSeq names its product pyruvate kinase isozyme A, chloroplastic-like. The transcript is spliced from 7 exons. Lineage: Eukaryota; Viridiplantae; Streptophyta; Magnoliopsida; Malpighiales; Euphorbiaceae. Bases 592 to 2340 code for a protein of 582 amino acids. The record is from RefSeq and is a predicted model, not a curated record. Gene Ontology annotation, cellular component: cytoplasm. Gene Ontology annotation, molecular function: pyruvate kinase activity; magnesium ion binding; potassium ion binding. Gene Ontology annotation, biological process: glycolytic process.
AUCAUCUCUCUAUUUCGUAAUGUUUCCCCAUUGCAAUUUUUAGCUGUUGUCUAUUAGGACCACACUUUAAACUCUCUGUCUGCUACACAUUAUAGUCUGUUGUCCGUAGACAGAUGCUGCAUUGGCACAUAUCUUCAUCACUUCUAAAACUUCUUCGAUCUUUUAUAAUAAUUUCCUUCAAAAGAAAAUCUAAAAUUCAUUCACAUUUUACCGUUAAAAUCGAUUCACAAUUAAGUUCAAAAUUGCCCUUUUCCUUCUUUCUUUAAACGCAACCCCUCAAGUAAGGUAGUUUACCGUUAAAAUCUUGGCAGCCAGUACCAGCUUCUUGUAAGUAUCAAACAGUAGAUUGCCUAAUGUACCUAACACAGUAAUCAUUAUGCUAAUUACUAGUAAUUAGUGCUGAUUUCAUUUUGUUUAGAUAUCUUCUUUCUCACCUAGUAAACUCCACCCUUUAUUGCAAGAAAGUCCAAAAGAAAAAAUCCAUUGUUAGUUCCAACGUCUUUAUGCCACUUAACUCCUUGUUAAUCACUAGUGGCAAUCCUAAUUCUUGAUCUUCAGUAACCAGACUACAUUUUCAUCAAGAACCCAUCAAUGGAAAUAGCAAGCAAUUCUAGCUCUACUCUUUUAUUUCAUACCUCAAUCCCUGUAAAGAAGCAACCUUGUGAUUUAAACAAGACCGUGUUAGGUCUUCCAGUGUUUGCUAGUAGAGUUUCUAGGAAUGUAAAACAAGUGAAGAAGAUCAAACCCAUUAUUAGGCGAGGGAUAUAUGCAGUAGCAGAAGUGAUAACUGAGAAAGUGUCUAAUAGAAGCUCGGAUCUUUUGGGUUUUGAUGUGGUUGCAGAAGGAGAGUUAAGAGAAAAAGGGUUCUUGGGUAUGAGAAAGACAAAACUGGUGUGUACAAUAGGGCCAGCAUGUUCUUCAUCUGAGGAAUUAGAGAGGAUGGCAAUGGGAGGGAUGAAUGUGGCUAGACUUAACAUGUGUCAUGGGACAAGGGAGUGGCAUAGCAAUGUGAUUAGAAGGAUCAAGAAAUUGAAUGAGGAAAAGGGGUUUUGUGUUUCUGUUAUGAUAGAUACUGAAGGAAGUCAGAUUCAUGUUGUGGACCAUGGAGCUCCUUUCUCCCUCAAAGCUGAGGAAGGUUCAGUUUGGUUUUUCACUGGGAAAAAGUUUGAGGGUUCUCUUCCCUUCACUGUUCAAGCAAACAAUGAAGGAUUUUCUGAAGGUAUCAUAGUUGGCGACGAACUAGUUAUUGAUGGUGGAAUGGCAAGCUUUGAAGUAAUUGAAAAGAUUGGGAAUGAUUUACAUUGUAAGUGCACUGAUCCUGGCCUGUUCCUGCCUCGAGCCAAAUUGAGCUUUUGGAGAGAAGGAGAACUUGUGGAGAGGAAUUAUGAACAGCCUACUUUAUCGGCCAAGGAUUGGGCAGAUAUCGACUUUGGAGUUUCUGAAGGUGUUGAUUUGAUUGCUCUGUCAUUUGUCAAUGACGCUGAUCCCGUGAAGAAUCUGAAGAACUACCUAUCUACCAAUUCAACCAAAUCAAUAAGGGUAUUAGCAAAGAUUGAGAGCUUGGAUUCUCUUCAGAAAUUGGAAGAAAUUGUAGAAGCUUCUGAUGGAAUCAUGGUAGCUCGUGGUGACCUUGGAGUAGAAAUCCCUCUUGAACAGAUUCCAACAGUUCAACAGGAAAUAACUCAUGUUUGCAGGCAACUAAACAAGCCUGUGAUUAUAGCUUCUCAACUUCUCGAGUCAAUGGUCGAAUAUCCAACUCCAACACGCGCUGAGGUGGCAGAUGUUUCUGAAGCAGUUCGACAGUAUGCCGAUGCAUUGAUGUUGUCUGGUGAGUCAGCUAUUGGAUCAUAUGGCCAGAAGGCACUUUCUGUUUUGCGAAUGGUCAGCAAUCGGAUGGAACUAUGGAGUCACGAGGAACAACGGCAAGCUAAUAUCCACAAAUUUCAACUUCGAGAGACAUUGCAAGAUCGCGUUGCAGAAGAAAUUUGCACAUCAGCUGUUGAAAUGGCUAACCACCUUGGUUUAGAUGCUAUCUUUGUGUACACAAAGCAUGGAUAUAUGGCAUCACUUUUGUCCCGCAACCGCCCAUACCCUCCCAUAUUUGCGUUCACCGACGAAGCUAGUACUCGAAUGGCGUUGAAUUUGCAAUGGGGAGUUACACCCCUGCUCAUUGAAUUAUCAGAGGACUUAGAAGAUAACAUCUCAAAAACAAUUGGUCUUAUGAGAAGGAAAGGGGUGAUCAAAGCAGGAGACGUUGUUUUGGUAGUCUCAGAUUUAACUCCUGCAGGUGCAAGUUCAACAGCAUUCCACCAAUCAAUCCAGGUGAAGACUGUUGUUUAGCAGAACUUCUCACUUAAAGAAUGCUGUUUUUUUUUUCCGUGUCAGACAAGAGAGUGUAAUAUAUCUGUCUCUGGUCAUUCACUGUGAUCAUUGUAAUUAUAUACCGUGUUAGGAAGUAUCAAUGUCUUUUCUUCUUUUCCUUUUAUUCCUCUCCAAUGAAAUUCCCUAGUGAGAGGAGACUGUCAGGAUUUGAGUCUCUGACGUGGGCUGUUAUGGUCUGCUAAACCAUUAGCAUCAUAUAUUAUAUUGAUAUUUUAUCUUUCA